Molecule: messenger RNA, 1047 nt
Organism: Talaromyces proteolyticus
Lineage: Eukaryota; Fungi; Ascomycota; Eurotiomycetes; Eurotiales; Trichocomaceae
Product: small GTP-binding protein
Exons: 5
Coding region: 203-829 (208 amino acids)
Molecular function (GO): GTPase activity; GTP binding
Source: RefSeq, a predicted model, not a curated record
GCUUGACUGUGUUUUCUCUGAUUUUUCUGGUUUCUCUGAUGUCUCUGAUAUCUCCGAUAUCUCCUGCUUGUGCUGCUUUCACGACCCCUACGAUCCGAAUUUUGCACAUCCUGCAUACCCGCGACCAUAUCUACACACGACACUUAUUCACUGGCCUAGUUUGACCUAGUCCCCUGAGCGCAACAGACAGACCACCUACGCGAUGGCUUCCCAGGCAGCUGUUGGGUCGUAUUCGAACCCGCUGAAGAAGUUUAAAUUAGUUUUCCUGGGCGAGCAGAGCGUUGGAAAGACGUCUCUGAUCACACGGUUUAUGUACGACUCUUUCGACAACACAUACCAAGCGACAAUUGGAAUUGACUUUCUUUCGAAGACCAUGUACCUGGAAGACCGGACGGUGCGACUGCAACUGUGGGACACGGCCGGACAGGAACGCUUUCGGUCUCUCAUUCCUUCAUAUAUUCGCGAUAGCAGCGUGGCAGUUGUUGUGUACGACAUUUCCAAUGCAAAAUCGUUCCAGAAUACCCGUAAAUGGGUCGACGACGUUCGAGGCGAGCGAGGCAACGAUGUCAUUAUUGUGCUUGUGGGCAACAAGACAGACUUGAACGACAAGCGGGAGGUAACUACGGCACAGGGCGAGGAAGAAGCUAAGAAGAACGGCCUCAUGUUUAUCGAAACCAGCGCCAAGGUCGGACACAACGUGAAGCAGUUAUUCAGGAGAAUAGCGCAAGCACUGCCAGGCAUGGAGGGCGAGGCUCAAAGGGGCGAAAACCAGAUGAUCGACGUCAACAUCAACUCAGCGCCUAUCAAUAACGACAGCUGUGCGUGCUGAAUGGAGACUGCUGUCCGGAUUUCUGUAUCUUGCAUUGUUAAUAAAUGACGCGACGUCCUUGUAGCCUUUUUCGACAUGUAUAUCAUUCCACUUGUUACUCGAUUUCGUAGCAUAUAAUAUAUUAAUAAUUAAUAUAUUAUGCAUGUCUAGUCAUUGUAUCAACAUUAAUAGAUUAUUUGAAUUGAAUUGAUGUACAUGUAGCAAGCCCAAAUGGGAAC